CUCACUGCACCUUGACCCACGAGGAGGGCGACUGCCAGCGGGAAAUUUACUUUAGUGUCAUCGCUGCGGCUGGAGACCCCAAGGACAGAACGCGUCGGACUCGUCUGGGGUCUCCUCUGCCUUCCAGGUGGAGGCGGUAAUGUGCAGGAACCGGAAGGGUCUGGCUGUCGGAUGUCUGAUCAUCGUCUCCCUGGUCUCCGCUUUCAUCGCUCUCGUCCUCAGCAUCGUAGACGUCAGAAAUGUCUACCAGCCGUCACCUGAUAAGUACGGAAUUGUAUUUGACGCCGGAUCGUCGCACACCUCGCUCUACGUCUACCGGUGGCCGGCAGAUAAAGAGAAUGACACCGGCAUCGUCAGCCAGGUCCACGCGUGCCACGUAAACGGUCCGGGGCUUUCUGGCUACGCCGAUCGCCCAGACCAGGCCGGGGCAAGUUUAAAGCCCUGCAUGGACGAGGCAUUGGCCAUCAUCCCCAAAUCACAGCACGCGGAGACCACUACGCUCCUGGGGGCCACGGCUGGCAUGCGGCUUCUCAACCUGCAGAACGAGACGCUCACUCAAACCAUCUUCGCCGAAGUGUCGAAAACCCUUAGGACGUUCCCGGUGAGGUUCCAGGGCGCUCGAAUCCUCACCGGCAACGAGGAAGGUUCCUUGGGCUGGAUCACCGUCAACUAUCUCCUUGGCACCUUUGUGACGCAUUCCUUGAUGAACAUUUGGAUUCACCCUGGAAGCCAGAUCCUUGGGGCUAUGGACCUCGGCGGGGCUUCCACCCAGAUGACCUUCCUCCCCUCCGGGGCUAUUGAAGACAAGAGCACCGAGAUGAGUUUCCGCCUGUACGGCUACAACUAUACCAUCUACACCCACAGCUACCUCUGCUACGGGCAGGACCAGGUAUUCAAGAGGAUUCUCACACAACUCAUCCAGAACAAAGGAAAUGACCUGGAGAACGUUACUCAUCCCUGUUACCCAAAGGGUUACACCGGCAGCGUCUCCUUGUCGUCCGUGGUGGACAGUCCCUGCGUAACCCAGAUCCCCGGAGAUCCGGUCAGGAACGUCACCGUGAGGGGCACAGGUGAUCCCGACUCGUGUCUCACGGCUGUCCGGCACAUAAUGAAUUUCACCGCUUGUAAUAAAUCGCCUUGCUCGUUUGAUGGGGUCUACCAGCCACCGGUGCAGGGGGAGUUCUACGCCUUUUCGGCGUUUUAUUACACGUUAAGUUUCCUGAAUCUCACGAGCGGACAGUCCCUGGAAGCCACCAAUCGCUCGGUGCGGGCUUUCUGCUCCGAGGAGUGGAGUAAGCUUAUCGGUGCGUUCCCGUCGGAGAGCCAGACGCGUCUUUCUCAGUACUGCAGCUCCGCCACGUACAUCCUCACCCUGCUGACAGACGGAUACCGCUUCACCGACCGCACGUGGAACAACAUUCACUUCGCGAAGCAGAUCGGCGACGCAGAGGUCGGAUGGACGCUGGGAUACAUGUUAAACUUGACCAACAUGAUCCCGUCAGAAGCUGCCGGCCAGCUGAAGGGACAGAGAUACAGCUUCUGGGUGGCUUCACUGUUCUUCAUUGCCCUGAGCGUGGCCGCGGGGCUGGUGGCCGCUCCCUUACACUGUUUCCGCAGAAACACAUGCGCAGGACAGGGAGGAUGGAGCUGAGGGCCACGAAACCAUCAUCCUUCUUUCUCAAGAAUGACCAUUUAUCGUCUAAAGGAACGAUUUUGUAUCAA
Molecule: messenger RNA, 1722 nt
Organism: Spea bombifrons (plains spadefoot toad)
Lineage: Eukaryota; Metazoa; Chordata; Amphibia; Anura; Pelobatidae
Product: ectonucleoside triphosphate diphosphohydrolase 8-like
Exons: 10
Coding region: 140-1651 (503 amino acids)
Biological process (GO): nucleoside diphosphate catabolic process
Cellular component (GO): plasma membrane
Molecular function (GO): UDP phosphatase activity; GDP phosphatase activity
Source: RefSeq, a predicted model, not a curated record